Messenger RNA from Hemiscyllium ocellatum (epaulette shark), 8269 nucleotides. RefSeq names its product pecanex 1 (gene pcnx1). Lineage: Eukaryota; Metazoa; Chordata; Chondrichthyes; Orectolobiformes; Hemiscylliidae. The record is from RefSeq and is a predicted model, not a curated record. Gene Ontology annotation, cellular component: membrane. The transcript is spliced from 36 exons. Bases 144 to 7160 code for a protein of 2338 amino acids.
ACGACAAGAUGGCUGUCGGGAGUAAGCUGAAGCCAGCAGCGACCAGCACGGCGGCAUCCUACACGUAUACAGGAGGAUAGCCGGGGCUCAGGACUCCUGUUUUCAUACCGCUGGGAUACCGUUAGACCGAUAUAUGGACAGAAAUGGGGUCUCAGACUUUACAAAUCCUGAGACAGGGAGUCUGGGCUUCAAUCACUGGCGGAUGGUAUUAUGAUCCUCAUCAAAAUACAUUUGUGAAUGCUUUCCAUCUCUACAUCUGGCUCUUCCUCCUUUGUUUCCCAUUCACACUGUAUAUGGCUCUUCCAUCAAGCAUGAUAAUUGUAGGGAGCUACAGUGCUGUUAUAGCAGCAGUGUUUAUUGUCCUUAAAACAGUGAAUUAUCGGUUGCACCAUGCUUUAGAUGAAGGAGAGAUUGUGGAUCAAACCAGCAGUGAGACAACUGACAGACAUGCAAAAACUGAGCAACAGGAUAGAUCGUCAAGGAGAGCCGACAGCAAUGGACCAGGUGACCCAGGAGGUGGAAUAGAGAUGACCGAAUUUGUACGGGAAGCUACUCCUCCAGUUGGCUGCAGCUCACGCAAUUCCUACGCCGGUGUAGACAGCAACCACCAGGUUAUGCAGCCUCACACUGGAGCAACAUUAAGUAUGAAAGGAGAUGAAGAAACUGCAAAAACUUCUGAAGAUGUUAGUUUGACCCUGGGUCAGAGCUGCAGUUUGUACAAAGAUGCGAAUGAUGAACAAGAUCUGGCACUUGAUUCCAAACUUUUCCAAGUAGUGCCGAAUGAUUCUUUCGUAUCAAACAACACGCUAACAUCUUCAGGUGCUCAAGACUUUCCAGUGGAUCCAAAUGACAACAUGUGCUACCACCACACUGAGCAUUCAUUGUCAGCUACCUGUGACACAGAAGCAGCCUCCCUUGUACCCUUGCAUUCCCUGUCUUACAGGAAAGACCAUAGGCCUAGGGGUGUGCCAAGGACUUCAAGUUCAGCAGUGGCUUUUCCAGACACCUCUCUCAGUGAUUUUGCUCUCUUUCAACAAAGGAGAGGAUUAGAUACUGUCUGUGAAUUAGAAAGUUCCAAACCACUUUCAGGAUCCAAGGACUCGUUGACUGAAAACUCUUGUUGUGCUGGUGUCUUUCAGCUAGAUGACUUAGCCAAAAGUGGUGCUUCCCAGCCAUCAUCCAAAUCGGAAGUCAGUAAGCCUCUAAAAACCGAUAACAGCGUUGAUAGUUUGCAGAGUCUCAGCACCAGAAGUAGUGGGUCAACAGAAAGCUAUUGUAGUGGGACAGAUCGAGACACUAAUAGUACCAUCAGCAGUUAUAAGAGUGAGCAAACAAGCUCAACCCAUGUGGAGAGCAUUCUUUCAGAACAAGCAGAAACCUCAGCUGAUGAGCACAGCUCCGAGAAAAAGAUUUGUGAGAAAAACGGGUAUAGUAGUGAACCAGAAAGCACCAGCAAAUUGGAAAAAAGGACUAAUGCCAAAAGGAUAAAUUUACAUGCUGCAGGCAAAGAUGAAAGUUGCAGUCAAGAUCUUGGUCAGGCUUCUGAUCAGAUGCAGACUUCUGGCCCAGUGGAAACUGAAGAGAAUCUCAAUGGGUCAGGUGAUGCCAACAAAAACCCUCAUGCUAAUGAAUUGACUAUAGAUAUACGGAAACAGCAAGGUGCGCCGCUUAAAGAGGCAAUGACUGAGCAAGCAGGAGAAGAGGUUGUUGAAAAGCCUUCUUUCUCAAUUGAUAUACAAACACUAAAGGAUGAAACUGUUAAACAAAAAGAUGGGGAUGUGAGGCCUAAGUCUAUUAAUUUUAUUCACCGAGCUGCUUCUACACAUAAGUCAAACCGAAGAAAGGCGGGAAAAAAAAGAGCCAGCAGUUUUGAUUCAAGCCGGCAUAGGGAGUAUGUGUCCUUUCGUGCCGUGGCUGGUGUCAAAACUAGCAAUAGCGGUUUUUGUCCAGAUGAGGACUCAAGUGAUCAAAGUGACCUGAGCAGGACCUCCAGCAUGCAUUCAGCACAUCGUUUUAGUUCAGAUAGCUCAUCCAGCACCACCUCGCAUUCAUGUCAUUCUCCUGAAGGGCGAUAUCAUGUCUUAAAAGCAAAGUACUUGACUCGAGAAAGAGGCACUGACUCUGAGGCUGCAUUAAAGGUUCACGCUGGUUCAGAAAACUGUGCAAAUGCCAGGAGAAGAUCAACACGCAGGACUCUUAGUGCAGCCAGUGCCAAGACUCAUGCAAGAGUCCUGAGCUUGGAUAGUGGCACAGCGGCCUGUUUAAGUGACCCUAGCAGACUAGGCACACCAGAUAAAGCAAGGCCUUUAACAACAUCUAAAUCAGACUUGGAAGCCAAGGAGGGAGAGGUAAUAGAUGAGCUCAGUCUUAUCGGCAGAGCUUCACAACUAGAAUCAGUAACUCGUUCAAGAAAUAGUUUGCCUAGUCAAGUAACUUUUCCUGAAGCAGAAGACCAAGGAGCGACCAGUGGAGCCCAAACCACUGAUGAGACAGUUACUUUUCGUCGCGAACGCAGUACGUUCAGGCGGCAAGCCGUUCGACGGCGGCACAAUGCAGGGAGUAAUCCUACCCCUCCAGCCUCGCUCAUUGGAUCACCUCGCAGCCUUCAAGAUAGUCAGCAGGGUCAGCCAGCUACUUCUCAGAUCAAAAUACAGUCCCGUCCCCCGUCACAAGCUGCUGUACUUAGUGCUAGCGCCUCCCUACUGGUCAGGAAUGGAAGUGUCCAUCUGGAAGCAUCACAUGACAAUGCCUCUACUGUUGGUGGCUGCAGCUUACAGGAUGGGUUUGGCAAAUUAUAUGAAACAGGGGGCUGUGACAUGUCACUUGUGAACUUUGAAACUGCUGCAAGAAGGACAUCAAACAAUAUUUGGGAUACAGAUUCCCAUCUAUCAAGUUCUACCUCAGUUAGAUUUUAUCCACAUGAUCUAUUGUCUCUUCCACAGAUUCGACUGAACAGGUUGUUGACAAUUGAUCCUGAUCUCCUGGAACAACAGGACACUGAUCUCAGCCCAGAUCUACAAGAUCACAUCCAGCCACAAGAGGAUGCCCAGAAAAUCAAGCAUUACUACAGGUUCUGGAUCCUUCCCAAAAUAUGGAUUGGAGUGAACUUUGACCGCCUAACGCUAUUAGCAUUGUUUGAUAGGAAUCGGGAAAUUAUGGAGAAUGUUUUGGCCAUUGUUUUGGCAAUUCUUGUUGCCUUCCUUGGAUCUGUUUUGUUGAUAGAUGGGUUCUUUAAAGACAUUUGGGUCUUCCAGUUUUGUCUUGUUAUUGCCAGCUGCCAGUAUUCUCUUCUGAAGAGUGUGCAGCCUGAUUCCUCCUCUCCAAGACACGGGCAUAAUCGCAUUAUAGCCUACAGUAGGCCGGUCUAUUUCUGCGUGUGCUGUAGCCUGAUCUGGCUGUUGAAUUACGGGAGUAAACAUACAUCAACAGCAAGAUUUAAGAUGUACGGAGUGGCUUUUACUAGCCCUUCACUUUUGACUUCUGCCAGAGAUCUUGUCAUGGCAUUUACAUUGUGUUUCCCAAUCAUAUUCUUCAUUGGAUUGCUUCCACAAGUGAAUACAUUUGUGAUGUACCUUUGUGAGCAAUUUGAUAUCCACGUGUUUGGUGGAAAUGCUACCACAAACCUCCUUGCAGCACUUUACAGUUUCAUUCGUAGUAUCUUGGCAGUAGUUUUGUUAUACGGGCUGUGCUAUGGUGCCCUGAGGGAUUCCUGGGAUGCACAACAUAUUCCAGUUCUUUUCUCGGUCUUUUGUGGCCUCCUAGUUGCUGUCUCCUAUCAUCUGAGCAGACAAAGCAGUGAUCCUUGUGUACUGAUGUCUUUAGUGAAGUCAAAAAUCUUCCCAACUACUGAUGAUAAGAAUCCUGAAGAUCCUCUAGCAGAAGUAAAAGAUCCUUUACCAGAAAAGCUGAAGCAGUCUGUUAGUGAACGUUUACAAUCCGAUCUGAUAGUUUGCAUAGUCAUUGCCAUCUUAUACUUUGCAAUCCAUGUCAGCACAGUCUUCAUUGCCCUGCAGCCUGUCCUCAGCUAUGUGCUGUAUACCCUGAUAGGUGCAGUAGGAUUUCUAACGCAUUACUUGCUGCCUCAGCUCAGAAAACAACUCCCUUGGCAUUGUUUCUCUCAUCCACUGCUGAAAACCAAGGAGUACUAUCAGUUUGAAGUGAGAAAUGCUGCACAUGUCAUGUGGUUUGAAAAGAUGUACGUUUGGCUGCUCUUUGUGGAAAAGAACAUUAUUUACCCAUUGAUUGUUCUCAAUGAAUUGAGCAGCAGUGCUAAGAUGAUAGCUAGCCCAAAGAAACUGGACGCAGAGUUUGGUGCUUUAAUGAUCACAGUCGCAGGGAUGAAAUUGCUCCGAUCUUCUUACAGCAGUCCUACAUAUCAAUAUGUAACUGUUGUUUUCACUGUACUGUUCUUCACUUUUGAUUACAAAUCCUUUUCAGAGACUCUGCUUUUGGACCUUUUCUUCAUGUCUAUACUGUUCAGUAAGUUAUGGGAACUUUUCUACAAACUGAGAUUUGUCUACACUUACAUUGCUCCUUGGCAAAUCACGUGGGGAUCAGCGUUCCAUGCUUUUGCUCAACCUUUUGCUGUACCUCAUUCAGCCAUGUUAUUCGUCCAGGCAGUGGUAUCCGCUUUAUUCUCAACUCCUUUAAACCCAUUCCUUGGAAGUGCAAUAUUCAUUACUUCAUAUGUACGCCCGGUCAAGUUCUGGGAAAGAGACUAUAACACAAAGCGGGUGGACCAUUCAAACACCAGGCUGGCUUCUCAACUCGACAGAAACCCAGGUUCAGAUGACAACAAUCUGAAUUCCAUCUUUUACGAACAUUUGACAAGAUCUCUGCAGCACAGUCUUUGUGGGGACCUGAUGUUGGGACGCUGGGGCAAUUUCAAUACUGGGGAUUGCUUCAUUCUUGCCUCCGACUACCUCAAUGCACUGGUUCAUCUCAUAGAAAUAGGAAAUGGCUUGGUCACCUACCAGCUACGGGGCCUGGAGUUCAGAGGCACGUACUGUCAACAGCGUGAGGUGGAAGCUAUCACAGAAGGAGUUGAGGAAGAUGAAGGAUUCUGCUGUUGUGAGCCAGGCCACAUCCCUCACAUAUUGUCGUUUAAUGCUGCUUUUGGUCAGCGCUGGCUUGCUUGGGAAGUCCUAGUCACCAAGUAUGUGCUGGAGGGCUACAGCAUCACUGACAACAGUGCUGCAUCCAUGCUGCAGGUGUUCGAUCUAAGAAAGAUUCUCACAACUUACUAUGUAAAGAGUAUUUUAUUCUAUGUAACGAGCUCUCCAAAGCUAGAGGAUUGGCUUGCAAAUGAAACUAUGCAGGAUGGACUUCGAGCAUGUACUAGCCAUAAUUAUGUCGAUGUCGAUCCCACCUUUAACCCGAACAUUGAUGAGGACUACGAUCAUAGAUUGGCUGGAGUAUCCAGGGAAAGUUUUUGUGGGGUUUAUCUCAACUGGAUCCAAUAUUGUGCUUCUCGAAGAGAAAAGCCUCUAUCUUCAGACAGAGACUCCACAUUGGUGACACUGUGCUAUGGGCUCAGUGUGCUUGGCAGAAGAGCUCUUGGAACAGCUUCCCAUCACAUGUCCAGUAAUCUAGAGUCCUUUCUAUACGGCCUUCAUGCACUAUUCAAGGGAGAUUUUCGAAUUUCCUCAGUACGAGAUGAGUGGAUAUUUGCUGAUAUGGAGUUGCUGCGGAAAGUAGUAGUUCCUGGAAUACGGAUGUCCCUUAAACUUCAUCAGGACCACUUUACUUCACCUGAUGAAUAUGAUGAUCCUGCAGUGUUGUUUGACGCCAUAACAUCCCAUGAGCAAAACUUGGUCAUAGCUCAUGAAGGAGAUCCAGCCUGGCGAAGUGCUGUGCUAUCCAACUCCCCCUCACUGUUGGCUUUGCGACAUGUUAUGGAUGACGGGACCAAUGAAUAUAAAAUCAUUAUGCUGAAUAAGCGAUAUCUCAGCUUCCGAGUCAUUAAGGUUAACAAGGAAUGCGUCCGGGGAUUGUGGGCUGGGCAACAGCAGGAGCUGGUAUUCCUGCGAAACCGCAAUCCUGAACGAGGAAGUAUCCAAAACGCAAAACAAGCCUUAAGGAAUAUGAUAAACUCUUCUUGUGACCAGCCAAUUGGUUACCCAAUUUAUGUUUCUCCACUCACAACAUCCUAUUCUGAUACGCAUGAACAGCUAAAAACUAUCCUGGGAGGACCCAUAAGUAUCACGAAUAUAAAGAAUUUUAUUGUGUCUACAUGGCACAGGUUACGCAAAGGAUGUGGUGCCGGUUGUAACAGUGGUGGAAAUAUUGAGGAUUCCGAUGCAGGUGGAGUCUCCAGUGCCAGUAAUAAUGUAACUACAAAUGAGUCCCAAAGUAGUACUUCCCAUGGAGGCUGUGGACCAGCUGGUUAUGGGCCUGGAGCAGGUCUCCAGCCUCCAGUCACAUCUAACCCACCUAUACUAGGCACCAGCCACAGCAGCCACUCAGUGCAAUCCAGCCUCGUCAGACAUUCCCCUGCCCGUGCCUCAGUUGCCAGCCAGUCUUCAUAUCGAUAUAACACCCGUCACUCUUCGUUACGGACAUCUGCCACCGGUCUGGUGCCAUGCCGCCGUUCGUCCACUAGCCAGCUGUCUUUGCGAAACUUGCCCAGCUCAAUCCAGUCCCGACUGUCCAUGGUGAAUCAGAUAGAACCGUCAAGUCAGACAGGCACUCUGAGCAUACAAUGCGGUCUGCCCUCUUCCAGCAGCUCCAGCCAGAGCAUUCCCAUCUGCAAACGCAACACACUGGCAGGACUUCUUGGAGCAGAAGGUGUCACCAGUGUAGACAUUCAACCAGGCAGCAACUCGAGCACAGCGUUUAAUACCCCUGCCAAGAAGGAUGAAGUUAACUACAAAGUCCAGAUAAUUGACACUGGCCAAGUCAUGGAAGCCAUCAACGUAUCCAAGAGGAGGGAGCUUCACUGGCCAGAUGAAGCCAUCCGAAUGAGAGCUGGUCGAAUCAGCUGGAAAGACUGGAGCCCUCAGGAGGGCAUGGAAGGCUAUGUGAUUCACCGUUGGGUGCCUUGUAGCAGAGAGCCAAGUAGCAGAUCCCAUAUAGACAAGACGAUCCUGCUGGUUCAGAUUGAAGACAAGUAUGUUCCCAUCAUUGAGUGUGGGGUCCUGGAACUUGGAGCUAAAGUUUGAAACACUUGCAGCAGUCGCUCAACUGCGGAAGAUAGAAACGGGAGUAAAUCUCUCUCUGCCAUCCUGUGGUCAGAAUGCAUUACUGCAACAGCUGGAGGCUGGAUUAGACGAUCCAGAAUGUAAACUCAUGCAGCAGGGAUGUUGCUUUUGUCAGAGCUAACUGACAGGAAGAAGGAAAACUGCACGGAGGCAGAACUCUGAUCUAAAAUUAUAUUUUGUUUUUUUUAAAAACCUAUAAGAAAUUCUAUGCAUUUCAUAUGCUUUAAAUAACAUUUUUCUUAAGUUGUUAAGUAGAUUUUGUUGAGUAUUUUGUCUGUUUAUUUAUUUGCCAAUACUGAGAAUGCCCUAGUUUCAUGCAGUGCACGUUUAAAAACUCUUUAAAAGAAAAUAUUGUUUUUGAAGUUAUUGAUAGGUUAGAAUUCUAUUGACCAUACAAAAGAACACUCAUGUCCAGUUUAAUCAUUUCACUACUGUCUCAUUCCUUCUGAGUUGUAACUGUGUUGAAGACAACUGCACUAAUUAACAACAAUGCACUAAAUAUUUCUGAGAUUGCUCAGAGCUUUUUAUUUAUACAAAUGCCAUUAUAUUUUAAAAUGCCUUUCGGGAUGAGGACGUUAAUCAUCAGCUCAUGUCAUGCUCCAGACUCGCCUUUACUCUCUUUAUUUUAACUUGGAAUUUAUUUUGUUUCAAUAGAACUUGUAUACAGUUGUAUAAUUUUUUUUUGAUAUUUAUUACUGUGAAUUUUUUUUGUUAUAACAGCUUUUGUUUCUGUACAUUCAGGGAAAAGAAAUUUUAAGAUAAAGUUAAAAGUGGGUUCAGCAUUACAUUUGCUGGACUGAAUUGCAACAUGACUGGAUACAGUUCACUGUUUCCUCACAGGUCGUGCAACUUAAACCCUUUCACUCAUGCAUCAAACAACCACCACCGCAAAGCAUAUAUCAAGGGGACGGGUGCUUAUGUGUAUGUAUACAGAAAACUUGUAAAUAACGUAGUUGAUGUUUAAAACAAAGAUGACAGAAGCCUAAGUAAAGAUUUUUUUUCGCAGUGUACUGCAUCUGAAACUAAAUACAGUAUUGAAAUUAUGAUCAAUAAAGCAAUUUUAUAAUAAA